Messenger RNA from Megalops cyprinoides (Indo-Pacific tarpon), 2924 nucleotides. RefSeq lists its product as uncharacterized. Gene Ontology annotation, biological process: protein ubiquitination. The transcript has 14 exons. Gene Ontology annotation, molecular function: zinc ion binding; protein binding; ubiquitin-protein transferase activity. Lineage: Eukaryota; Metazoa; Chordata; Actinopteri; Elopiformes; Megalopidae. The record is from RefSeq and is a predicted model, not a curated record. Bases 33 to 2924 code for a protein of 963 amino acids.
CCAGCGAGGCAGUGUAAGACGGAGUCUGUAAAAUGGCGGCUAAAGCGUCAUUUCUCGAAGAGGAUCUCAGUUGUUCUGUGUGUUUUGAUGUCUUCAAAGACCCUGUCCUCCUGAAAUGCAGCCACAGCUUCUGCAGAGUCUGCCUGCAGCAGUGCUGGAAAGAGAAGAGCUCUCGGGAGUGUCCCAUCUGCAAAAAUAAGGCCUCUGCAGAGGAUCCACCUCUGAAUCUUGUUCUGAAAAACAUUGUGGAGUCCUAUUUAAAACAGAAGGCUGACAGUGAAGCUGCAGAGAAGAGCGAAGCUCGCUGCAGUCUUCAUGGAGAGAAGCUUCUGCUCUUUUGUGUGGAGGACCAGGAAGCUCUCUGCCUUGUGUGUCAGACUUCAAAAAAACACAAAACCCACCAGCUCUGUCCAGUGGAAGAGGCUGCACAGGAUCUGAAGGAGGAACUCAGGGCCGAACUGAAUCCUAUUAAAGAAAAGCUGCAGAGAUUCAUUAAAGCUAAACAAGAGUGCAAGAAAACAGCACAAAACAUCAGGAGUCAAGCCCAGAACACAGAGAGGCAGGUAAAGGCAGAGUUUGAUAAGCUCCACCAGUUCCUGCGAGAUGAAGAGGUGGCCAGACUAGCUGCACUGAGGAAGGAAGAGGAGCAGAAGAGUCAGAUGAUGAAGGAAAAGAUAGAAAACCUCACCAGACACAUCUCAACCCUUUCAGGCAAAAUUACAGUUAUAGACAAGGCCAUGAACUCUGAAGACAUCUCCCUCUUAAAGACCUACAAGGACACCAAAGGAAGAGCCCAGUGCACACUGCAGGAUCCAGAGCUGCUUUCAGGGGCUCUGAUAGAUGUGGCCAAACACCUGGACAAUCUGCAGUUCAGAGUCUGGGAGAAGAUGCAGGGGAUGGUGCAGCCCACUGAAGAGGAGUCCUGUCCCAUAUGCAUGGACACCUUGCGGGACAAGCAGACGCUAAGAUGCACACAUAAGUUCUGCUCUGGCUGCCUCAAGGCUGCGGUGGAGUUGAUGGGCCCCUGUUGUCCAGUUUGCAAGGAUGUGUUUGGAAAGUUAGAGGGAAACCAGCCCGAUGGAAAAAUGAAUGUCACCUACCAGAAAUGUAGCCUCCCAGGAUAUUCCUUCUGUGGCACUAUCGAGAUUGACUACCUCAUUCCCAGUGGGAAACAGACGAACAAACAUCCCAAUCCAGGGAAGCCGUUUCAUGGAAUCCGAAGACGGGCCUAUUUACCAGACAACCAGGAGGGAAGGGAAGUGUUGAGGCUUCUGCAGAGAGCCUUUGACCAGAGGCUGGUUUUCACUGUGGGGAUUUCCAGGACCACCGGAGAUGAAAAUGCAGUCAUCUGGAACGACAUUCACCACAAGACCAGUAUGCUUGGAGGACCUCAGAGUUUUGGCUACCCAGACCCUGACUACCUUAGGAGAGUGAAGGAGGAGCUGAAAGCCAAAGGGUAUGAGCAAGUCUGCAAAAUGGCGGCUAAAGCUUCAUUUCUCAAAGAGGAGCUCUCUUGUUCUGUGUGUUUUGACAUCUUCAAAGAUCCUGUAGUCCUGGGAUGUAGCCACAGCUUCUGUAGAGUCUGUCUGCAGCGGUUCUGGGAAGAGAAGAGCUCUCGGGAGUGUCCCAUCUGCCGCAGAGAGUCCUCUAAAGAUACAGUUCUACCUAACCUGGCCCUGAAAAAUAUUGUGGAGGCCUACUUAAAGGAGAAGACAGAGAGUGAAGCUGCAGAGAGGAGUGAAGCUGGAGAGCAAAGGGAAGAUCGCUGCAGUCUUCAUGGAGAAAAGCUACUAGUCUUCUGUGUGGACGACCAGGAAGCUCUCUGUGUCGUUUGUCAGAUUUCCAAAAAACAUAAAAACCACCAGGUCUGUCCAGUGGAAGAGGCUGCACAGGAUCUGAAGGAUGAGCUCAAGACUGCACUGAAUCCUAUUAAAGAAAAGCUAGAGGAAUUCACUAAAGCCAGAAAAGAAUGUGAGGAAAGAGCAGAACACAUCGUGAGUCAGGUCCAGAACACAGAGAAGCGGAUAAAGGCUGAGUUUGAGAAGCUCCACCAGUUCCUGCGAGAUGAAGAGGAGGCCAGACUAGCUGCACUGAGGGAGGAAGAGGAGCAGAAGGGGAAGACUAUGAGUGAAAAGCUGAAGAUCAUUCAGAAGCAGAUCUCCUCUCUCUCAGACAGAAUCAGUGCAGUGGAACAGGAGCUGAAGGAAGAGGAUAUAGCAUUCCUCAAGAACUACAAGCAGACCUCAGUGAGAGCCCAGUGCACACUGCAGGAUCCACAGCUGCUUUCGGGGGUGCUGAUAGAUGUGGCCAAUCACCUGGACAAUCUGCAGUUCAGAGUCUGGGAGAAGAUGCUGGGGAUGGUGCAGUACACUCCUGUGACUCUGGACCCCAACACUGCAGACCCCUGGCUCUCUCUGUCUGAUGAUCUGACCAGUGUGAGAGACACCGAUACAGUGCAGCAGCUUCCUGACAACCCAGAGAGGUGCGAUUACUAUGCGACUGUGUUGGGCUCUGAGGGGUUUACCUCAGGAGAACACAGCUGGGAGGUGGAGGUGGGGAAUGAACCUGCAUGGGAGAUGGGAGUGGCUAACGAGUCCAUCAACAGGAAGGGGGAGAUCACAUACAGUCCAGAGGGAGGAUUCUGGGUUGUAACUCUGAGGAAUGGGGAAGGGUAUAAAGCGGGUGUAACACCCCUCUCCCUGAAGAGGAAACCCCAGAGGAUCAGAGUGCAGCUGGACUAUGAAAAGGGGGAGGUGUCCUUCUACGACCCCAGUGACAUGUCACACAUCUACACUUUCAAAGACACAUUUACUGAGAGACUCUUCCCAUAUUUCUGUCCUGGUGUAAAUGAAGAUGGCAGUAACCCUGGAGCCCUGCAGAUCUGCCCAGUGAAGGUGUCUGUAACAGUGAUGUCGUCCCACUAA